CAAAUCUUUCAUUCUCCCUCUCAAAUUUCUCCAUUUUCAACCCAAAGCUUUUCUCUCUUUAACAAUGGCUCGUACAAAGCAAACUGCCAGAAAAUCCACCGGAGGAAAAGCUCCAAGAAAGCAAUUGGCCACCAAAGCCGCCAGAAAAUCUGCCCCAGCCACCGGUGGAGUGAAGAAGCCACACAGAUUUAGGCCUGGAACUGUUGCUCUUCGUGAGAUCAGGAAAUACCAGAAGAGUACUGAGCUUCUCAUCAGGAAGCUUCCAUUCCAGAGGCUUGUUAGAGAAAUUGCUCAAGAUUUCAAGACGGAUCUUCGUUUCCAGAGUUCCGCUGUUGCUGCUCUUCAAGAGGCUGCUGAGGCUUAUUUGGUUGGUCUCUUUGAAGAUACUAACCUCUGCGCCAUUCACGCUAAGAGAGUUACUAUUAUGCCUAAGGAUAUCCAGCUUGCUAGGAGGAUUCGUGGUGAGAGGGCUACUCCAUCUUCUUCCAAUUUAGUUCACCCCGCCUCUUUCGCUCUAAUUUUCCGAAUCAUUCAUUCUCCCUCUCAAAUUUCUCCAUUUCAACCCAAAGCUUUUUUAUCUUCAACUAUGGCUCGUACAAAGCAGACAGCCAGAAAAUCCACCGGAGGAAAAGCUCCGAGAAAGCAAUUGGCCACCAAAGCCGCCAGAAAAUCUGCCCCAGCUACUGGUGGAGUGAAGAAGCCACACAGAUUCAGACCUGGAACUGUUGCUCUUCGUGAGAUCAGGAAAUACCAGAAGAGUACUGAGCUUCUUAUUAGGAAGCUUCCAUUCCAGAGGCUUGUUAGAGAAAUUGCUCAAGAUUUCAAGACGGAUCUUCGUUUCCAGAGUUCCGCUGUUGCUGCUCUUCAAGAGGCUGCAGAGGCUUACUUGGUUGGUCUUUUUGAGGAUACUAACCUCUGCGCCAUCCACGCUAAGAGAGUUACUAUUAUGCCUAAGGAUAUCCAGCUUGCUAGGAGGAUUCGUGGUGAGAGGGCGUAAUUCAUUGUGAAUUGUGAUUUUAGGGUUAGAGUUUAUUGGGUAUUGGAUCUUAUAGUAUGUAGUUAUGGAUCUUGUCUGUUACUAAGUUGUUUAGUUGUUGCAAAUGAACUGUUCUUGAUAUAUUCAAUGAAAAUGAUUCUCAUUUUCUUGGUGAA
Amaranthus tricolor (Joseph's coat) is the source of this 1152-nucleotide messenger RNA. RefSeq lists its product as uncharacterized. The transcript has 2 exons. Lineage: Eukaryota; Viridiplantae; Streptophyta; Magnoliopsida; Caryophyllales; Amaranthaceae. Gene Ontology annotation, cellular component: nucleosome. The coding region runs from base 65 to 997 and encodes 310 amino acids. The record is from RefSeq and is a predicted model, not a curated record. Gene Ontology annotation, molecular function: protein heterodimerization activity; structural constituent of chromatin; DNA binding.